AUAGCUGGCAGUCCUCUGUGUAUUUCAAAGAUAUAAUGUAUACCGUCAGCUCGGAAAUCUAUAAAGAAGUGGACUAUGAACAGGUGCGGACGAAGGGCAAUAAUGUCAUCUCCAAGUUCAAAUUUCAUUAUCCUGGCGUCGUUGUGGACAACGAUGGAGACCUUGAUGUGCGACAGCAUCGCGUGGGCGUUAUUGAACUUGAACAUUCCACGGCCACUGAGUUAAAAUUGGUAGGCCUUCAAGUUUGGCGGGGUGCGCUGUUGCUAGCCGAUUAUAUGUUUGCCAAUCGCGAUGAACUGAAGACGAAGACCAUUAUGGAGCUCGGAGCGGGAAUGGGACUGACCAGCAUAGCCGCCGCGAUACACAACAGUGGAAAGACUUACUGCACCGACGUAGAUCUUGGCUGCAUAUUGCAGUUGAUUCGCAGCAAUGUGAAACGCAAUGCUGCUCUUCUAAGCGGGGAAAUUAAAGUAUUGGAGUACGAUUUCUUAAGAAAUCCUUCAGAGUAUAGUUCUGAGCUAAUAUCAGCAAUUGAUGAUAGUGACGUUGUGCUCGCUGCGGAUGUGAUAUAUGAUGACACCCUAACCGAUGCGUUCAUUGCUGUUAUUGAUCAGAUAUUCGCUCGCGGGGUGCAGACGAGCAGAGCCAAGUCUAUCUAUGUGGCACUAGAGAAGCGUUAUGUCUUUACUCUCGAGGAUUGCAAUUCGGUCGCGCCCAUGUACGAGUAUUUUCUGAAGCAAACGUCUAAGAAGCCCUGGUUUUUCGAGAAUGUGCCGCUUGACUUUCCGCAGUUUUUCGCCUAUGAUCGAUGCAAGCAAUUGGUACUCAUACGUAUCACUAACCGGGCCUAAAUUAAUCUCGAUUUUCUUUAAAUAGUCACUCCAUUGUCUUUAAUUUGCAUAGAAAAUUGUCGUUAGUAUAAAACUAGGUACAUGUGUAAUAAAUUAAAACCUAAACCAGUGUAAAACUUUCA
Molecule: messenger RNA, 973 nt
Organism: Scaptodrosophila lebanonensis
Lineage: Eukaryota; Metazoa; Arthropoda; Insecta; Diptera; Drosophilidae
Product: methyltransferase-like protein 22
Exons: 1
Coding region: 36-851 (271 amino acids)
Biological process (GO): protein methylation
Cellular component (GO): nucleus
Molecular function (GO): protein methyltransferase activity
Source: RefSeq, a predicted model, not a curated record